Messenger RNA from Phragmites australis (common reed), 1869 nucleotides. RefSeq names its product AT-rich interactive domain-containing protein 1-like. Bases 168 to 1319 code for a protein of 383 amino acids. The transcript is spliced from 3 exons. The record is from RefSeq and is a predicted model, not a curated record. NCBI's taxonomy places the organism in Eukaryota, Viridiplantae, Streptophyta, Magnoliopsida, Poales, Poaceae.
ACAUUCCGUUUCGAAAUUUAUGAGUUACAGCUAACAAGCCGCCGUCAUCCGUCGUCGGAGGUGCAGGCGGCGGCAGCGAGCAGCGCGCGGCCGGCGACCCCAACACGCCGGCCUCCACAGCCGGCCGCGCGGCCGCGUCUGCGUCUGGCGGCGGCGACCUCGCUCCGAUGGUCGGGAUGUACCAGCACCAGCUCCACGACGACCCCUUCGGUGCCCUAGGCGGCCACUGCGGUGGCGAGCCACGGCUCGCGGCCGCCGGUGCCUCCUCCCCCUCAUCGCCGGCUUUCGCCCCGCCGCUUGCGCAGGCGCAUGGCGGCGGCGAGCCGCGGCAGCUGUUCGAGGCGCUCGCCGGGGGGAGCCUGCUGCGCGGCGCGGCGGGUGGGGAUCUGGGGGAGAUGGUGCGGUGGAUGCGGGAGCUAGCCACGGAUCCCGUGUCGGCGCGGCCCGCGCCGGCGGAGGACAGGGCAAGGAAGCGGCAGGUGCGGGCUUUGCGGCGCGCGCGCUACCUCAGGAUGGAGGACGUGGCGGACGCAGAGGAGCUCCCCAGCUUCGCCAGGAAAAGGAAGCACAAAGCUCACAAUAACCACUGGGGCAAACAAAAAAUGAAAGGGUGCAUGAAUAUGCCAACAAGGAAAUCGGAGAGGCUAGCCAAGAGAAUGAAGCUCAUGGCAUCAUUGCUCCUUACACAGCGGAAAAAGAUUGGAGUAGGUGAGCACUUUCAGGCGGAGGUACCUGUCUGGACUGGGCAGCCUUCAAGGGAAGAACUUUCAUGCUACAGGAGUGACCCAGAUACAUCAAAGAUGCUAGGAACUAGAAUUUGGCCUCACGAAGGUGAAGUUUACAAAACCAAUAUUGCAGUUGCUGGCCAGGGAAGGCCAGAAUCAUGUAGUUGCCCCUAUCCGGGAUCCUUCUUCUGCAGACAGCACCACAUUAAUGCAGCGAGAGAUCGGCUACGGUCUGAACUUGGUCAAGCGUUCACAGAAUGGCAGUUUGAUUUGAUGGGUGAGGAGAUUUCUGAGUUGUGGAGUCGUGACGAGCAACUAAAGUUUAAUGCACUUGAGCGAUUGGUUCCUGUUAUGGACCAUAAGACAUUUUGGGCAGUUGCGUCAAAACAUUUUUCCUCAAAGCCCAGGAUAGAUUUGGUAAAGUACUACUUGAAUGUGUUCCUGAUGAGAAGAGUGCUGAGCCAGUGCAGAUUGAGUCUUCUGGAAAUUGAUAGUGAUGAAGACGAAGUGGAAGAGGAGGAUGAAGAUCAACCUGAAGGCUCCAGCUCUCUUCAGAGGACCCAAGAUGUCCAGGAUAUAAAGAAGGAUUCAUGAUUUUGUUGACAGCUGCCUGACAUGCUUUUCUGCAUGUGCCCAUUGUUUUCGUUUAUGUUGAGAUACCCAUUGCAUCUAGUGGUGUAGCAUUGCUCCAAGUGAUCGUAAUCUGAGCAUAAACAAGUUGAGCCAUCCUCUGUGAGCAGAAACUUAAUCGAGUGUCAAAUCAUUUUCUAUGCCUCUCUCAAGGCAAGCAAUCAGUUGCAACUAGCUCAUGUGAGCUAAAUUGUUCCCGUUGUACAAGAAAAAAUCAAAGAAAAAAAGGAGGGGGAAGCUAGAAGUGAAGGAACUGUUUUGUUACCCUUUUUUCUUGAGGGUCGAUGUAAGGCUUUUAACCAAGCCAGUAUCUCAUCUGAUGCUUUCAGCAACCAUUUGACCCGUAAAUCAUGUAAGGCUUUUAACCAAAAGCCACUAUCUCAUCUGAUGCUUUCAGCAACCAUUUGCCCUGUAAAUCAUAUCUCGGUGCAGAGAGGUAUUCUCCUUACGACACGGACGCUGCCUCCUGCGGAAUGAUUUAUGCACCUCAUUUUCUUGCUGUGAGCAAGAUUCA